Molecule: messenger RNA, 1671 nt
Organism: Solea senegalensis (Senegalese sole)
Lineage: Eukaryota; Metazoa; Chordata; Actinopteri; Pleuronectiformes; Soleidae
Product: exostosin-1c
Exons: 2
Coding region: 721-1671 (316 amino acids)
Cellular component (GO): Golgi apparatus
Molecular function (GO): acetylglucosaminyltransferase activity; glucuronosyltransferase activity
Source: RefSeq, a predicted model, not a curated record
GAGGAGCCUCUGAGCCAAUCACGGCCGCCCGGGGGCGGGUCGUAAACGUGCGGACUGUUGUGGAUGUGGGAAAAUGGACAAUUUAACGCGCACGUUCGUCACCAUUCACUACACACACGGGCGACGACGAGGAGGAGGGCGAGGAGGAUGAGGCGCCGCGCUCGCACUGUUGGAUUGACCCGCAAAUGUCCGGCCGUGGUGUGAAGAGGAAACGCAGCAGAAGAGGAGCGUGGAGACACCGACACCCGGAGGGGCCCUGCAGACAGCAGUCACGUCAGGCACCAUGAGGCAGCGCGCUUGGCCUGAGAGAGCGGAGAAAUCGCCCUUCAUCACUCCCAACCAGGCUGAGCAGCGGAAGAAAUGCACACAGCAGCAGAAGCAGCAGCAGCAGCAGCAGCAGCGAGAGCAGAAGCAGCAGCAGCAGCAGCAGCAGCAGCAGAGACGGCCUGACACACACAUCUGAGAGCACAGUGGAGAGCAAAUGGGGAAGGCGCAGAGAGACUGAGAGAGUCGGAAUCUCACAUCGCGUCAUCCUGAAUGGCAGCGUGGCCCGGGCCACACUCUGAGGCAGUGAUGUCCUUGUUAACACAUUGUCCUCUGUUAGAAUCUCCUUGUUAUAAGCCACAAGUCAGUCCCACGCCCCUGUGAGGCCACAGAGCUGAGGGGCAGAGGAGAAGAGAAAAGAGACAGAGCGGAAAAAAGAGACAGUGACAGGCCCCCAUGCAGGCGCGUAAGAAGUAUGUCCUGCUGGGCUUGUGUGCGUGCUGCUGGCUGCUCCUCUUUUACUGCGGUGGAGGAGUCCAGCUGCGUAUGCUGCGCCUGCUGACGCGCCAGCGGGGCGAGGUCAUGCGGCCGUGGCCCAACUGGACAGACCGGGCCUUCUUGCCCCGCUAUGCCCACCUGGACGAACUCCAGACCGACCCGGGGACGGUGGAGUUGCCGCACCAGCGGCGGCAGGCCUGGUCCGCCAUUUACAGAGACAGCCGCUGUCGCAUGGAAACCUGCUUCGACUUCUCGCGGUGUCGCCGCAGGGGACGCGAGGGAUUCAGGGUUUAUAUUUAUCCGUCCGAGAAAAACGAUCACGUGUCGGAGAGCUACAAGAGGAUCCUGACGUCUAUAACGGAGUCGCGGUACUACACGUCCGACCCGCGCGAAGCGUGUGUGUUCGUGCUCGGGGUAGACACCUUAGAUCGGGACCAGCUAUCAGGACAGUUCAUCCCCAAUAUGGAUGAGCGUAUUCGUGGUUACCCAUUGUGGAAUGAUGGGAGGAACCACCUGAUCUUCAACCUGUACUCGGGCACGUGGCCCAACUACACAGAGGACCUGGGCUUCAACAUCGGCCAGGCCAUGUUAGCCAAAGCCAGCCUCAACACUGAGCAUUUCAGGCCGGGCUUCGACAUCUCCAUUCCGCUGUUCUCCAAGGACCACCCGCAGAAGGGUGGCGAGCGCGGCUGGCUGGUGAGGAACACCAUCCCGCCGCGGAGGAAGUACCUGCUGAUGUUCAAAGGGAAGCGCUAUCUGACAGGAAUCGGCUCCGACACCAGGAACGCGCUCCAUCACAUCCACAACGGGAAGGACAUCGUGUUGUUGACGACGUGCCGCCACGGGAAGGACUGGGAGAAGCACAAAGACUCCCGCUGUGACCACGACAACCUGGAAUAUGAGAGGUAA